AUGCAUCCUCAUUUUCCGAGCGAUUCUGACAGCGAACAGCAUGCUAGAAUGCCAUUUUAUCGGCACAAGUCGAUCCAUAGGCAUUUUGGUGGAGGUCAAGUUGCGGAUAUUCUGCUGUGGAAGAACAGGAACUUAUCUGCGGGGAUCCUUGCUGGGGCAACAUUGAUGUGGUUCCUGUUCAAUGUGGUAGAAUACAAUAUAAUUCCGCUCCUUUGCCAGAUUGCCAUGCUUGCCAUGCUUGUGAUCUUCAUUUGGUCAAAUGCCGCACAACUGUUGGACAGGGCCCCUCCAAGUAUCCCAGAAACCAUUAUCUCUGAACAUGCCUUUAGAGAAAUGGCAUUGACCGUACAUUACAAAGUAGCAUACUCUGCAUCUGUUCUUUACGACAUUGCGUGUGGAAAGGAUCUGAAGAGAUUUCUCUUGGUGGUUGGAUCACUAUUGGUAUUGUCAGCGAUUGGAAGUUCUUGCCGCUUCACGAGUCUACUAUAUAUUGGAUUCUUGUGUGCCCACACUUUGCCAGUCUUGUACCAAAGAUAUAAGACAGAAGUGGACCAUCUAGUUGCAAAGGGUAGUGAAGACAUCAAGAAGUUCUACUACAAGGUUGACUCCAAUCUGCUCAACAAAAUACCAAGAGGCCCUGUGAAGACAAAAGUUAAAUGAAAUGUACACCAUGAGGCUAUCAGAACAUAUAAAUAAUUCUUCUGAAAGGGAAUGAACAUACACUGGAAUGGAUUUCAAGGAGAAUUUGAUAUAAGUAGCAAAGUGUCACGGCCUGAGAACCCACCUUGACCCAUGACAGGAUUUGCGCAAACCCGGUCUCAGAUAAGCAAAGCAGACGAGACUUUUGAGAGUUCAAACCUGGACGCUAGUGUCCAAAUGUACCUAUCAGGGCAUAUGUAUACUUUCAUCAGCUAAAAGAUCAAUAUGAAAU
Messenger RNA from Oryza brachyantha (malo sina), 931 nucleotides. Its product is annotated as reticulon-like protein B9. The transcript is spliced from 5 exons. Bases 1 to 660 code for a protein of 219 amino acids. Lineage: Eukaryota; Viridiplantae; Streptophyta; Magnoliopsida; Poales; Poaceae. The record is from RefSeq and is a predicted model, not a curated record.